AUGAUUGGAGAGAUUGGUGCUGGUAUCCAGAUGGGCCCAAAUCUGACCCGCCUUCUAAUCCGCUUGGGUCUGGGCAAGCGCCUUGCUGUCAAGCCCGAAGGAUUGGUCUUCGAGCGAUGGUGCGCCGGCGAGACUGCUGCAUGGUCAAUGUGGGGAGACACUAUGGAGGAAGAGUGUGGGGCUCCUUGCUAUCACAUCCACGUUGAGUUUGAGCUUCACUUGCGUUCUGAUUUUCAUCGCAUGGUGCUUGAACUGGCAGAGCCUCAUCGUACCAUUCGCAUGAAUUGCCGGGUUGUUUCCAUGGACACGUCAAAACCUACACUCACUCUCGAAUCUGGCGAUGGCUUAGUCAUCAGUGCUGAUGGACUUCAAAGGCCACUAUCCCGACAGAAAAGCUUCUUCAAGACCCAGACCUCCGACCCUUGGCCCAAAAAUUCUGAAAUGGUCGGUUGGAUAGGUCUACGACGCCAUAUCAUGGGGUAUAACAUUCGCGGUCAAAGAGAGUAUGGUCUCGUGGUGGCGCGUCCCGACGGCGGCGGCGAGGAAUCAUGGACUGCCACGGGCAGCGCGGGCAAAAUGAGAGCUGAGUUUGCUGGUUGGGAACUUCGCCCUCCUGAAACUUGGAUACACAAGGACGGGAAACUGGUUCUUUUGGGAGACCUCAUGCUUGUAGGUCUCAUUAUCUCCGUUUAG
This is a messenger RNA of Suillus clintonianus, 693 nucleotides long. RefSeq lists its product as uncharacterized. Gene Ontology annotation, biological process: secondary metabolite biosynthetic process. The transcript is spliced from 6 exons. The record is from RefSeq and is a predicted model, not a curated record. The coding region runs from base 1 to 693 and encodes 230 amino acids. NCBI's taxonomy places the organism in Eukaryota, Fungi, Basidiomycota, Agaricomycetes, Boletales, Suillaceae. Gene Ontology annotation, molecular function: monooxygenase activity.